This is a messenger RNA of Paramisgurnus dabryanus, 3324 nucleotides long. RefSeq names its product solute carrier family 7 member 3b (gene slc7a3b). Lineage: Eukaryota; Metazoa; Chordata; Actinopteri; Cypriniformes; Cobitidae. Gene Ontology annotation, cellular component: plasma membrane. The record is from RefSeq and is a predicted model, not a curated record. Gene Ontology annotation, biological process: amino acid transport; transmembrane transport. Gene Ontology annotation, molecular function: amino acid transmembrane transporter activity.
AUGCCAGUCGCAUGGUAUUAAACACCGUGUAGUUGGUAUUUCCUCAAUGUAAAGCAUGCGUCUCACUCUCUGUGUAAACUGCUAGCUGCGUGUCUUCUGUCUAUCAAGCCCAAACUUGAAUAUCUAAAGGUGCAUUCAAAAUUUGUCUGGCGUCUUCAACUUGAGUCAUCAUGACAGGGAACAAACUGAUUUCCUUUGGGAAGACAUUGCUGAGACGUCGUGUGCUGGACAACAGUCAGGAUGAAACCCGGUUUUCUCGUUGUCUCACCACACUGGACCUCAUAGCCCUUGGCGUUGGAGCAACACUGGGUGCAGGUGUAUAUGUCCUGGCAGGAGAAGUGGCCAGAGAGAAAGCUGGACCUGCAAUUGUACUUUCUUUCCUCAUUGCAGCAAUGUCUUCUGUCCUUGCCGGUUUGUGCUACGCCGAAUUCGGUGCACGGGUUCCCAAAACAGGAUCUGCUUACCUGUAUAGCUACGUCACGGUUGGAGAAAUAUGGGCUUUUAUCACAGGAUGGAACUUGAUUCUGUCGUAUGUCAUAGGCACAGCUAGUGUGGCAAGAGCAUGGAGUUCAACUUUUGACAAUCUGGUGGAGAAAAAGAUCUCUGUUUUCUUCAAUGGCUCCAUGUCAAUUCCAAACACUGGAAAAGUGUUAGCCGAGUAUCCCGACCUGUUUGCCUUCGUCCUGGUCAUGUUACUAACCGGAUUACUGGCAUUCGGAGUGAGUGAGUCUGCACUUGUCACCAAGAUCUUCACAGGAGUCAACCUGCUGGUACUGACAUUUGUCAUCAUAUCAGGUUUUGUGAAAGGCAACACCGCCAACUGGAAUCUUACUGUGGAGGAUUACAUUAAUAACACCAACAUCUUAAAAACAGACGAAGAAAUAAAAAAAAACUUUGGCUCGGGAGGCUUUGCGCCCUUCGGCUUUAGCGGGAUCCUUUCUGGUGCUGCUACAUGCUUUUACGCCUUUGUUGGUUUUGACUGCAUUGCUACUACAAGCGAGGAAGCCAAAAACCCAAUGCGUUCCAUCCCAAUAGGCAUAGUGGCCUCUCUGCUCAUCUGCUUUUUUGCCUACUUUGGAGUUUCAGCAGCUCUUACCCUCAUGAUGCCCUAUUACUUGCUGGAUGUCCAGAGUCCUCUUCCCCAGGCCUUCAGUCAUGUACACUGGGACCCUGCACGAUAUAUAGUGGCUGUGGGUUCUCUGUGUGCGCUAUCUACCAGUUUAUUGGGCUCAAUGUUCCCCAUGCCUCGUGUGAUUUAUGCUAUGGCUGAGGAUGGUUUGCUCUUUCGCUUCCUGUCCCGCAUGCACAAGAAAACCAAAACACCCCUGCUGGCCACCAUCGUGUCUGGCAUUGUAGCAGCUUUGAUGGCCUUCCUGUUUGAUCUUGCUGCCUUAGUAGACUUGAUGUCCAUUGGUACCCUGCUGGCGUACACUCUGGUCGCUGUGUGCGUGCUAAUUCUCCGCUACCAACCAGGCAGUCUUGGCAGUGUUGUGGAUGCAAAGCAAGUGGAACUGCAGAGACUGGAGGCAAAGGUACCCAUAGCAGAUGUGGAUAGUGGAGAUGAGUACGAGACCAAACCACUUAAGGAGAAGUUUCUCAUCAGACUGCUGCUGCAACCCAGCUCCGAUGUGCCAAACAAGACUUCGGGCCUUAUUGUUUAUUCUGCAACAUGCAUCAUUUCUGUGCUUUUCACAUUGCUGUGUGUGAUGCUGGCGGUUUGUGGAGAGCAGGUGGGGAAGGGGAGUCCUGUUCAUGUCACUGUGGUCGUGGUCCUAUCUCUUUUAUCCUUUAUCUGUAUCUUGAUUAUCUGGAGACAGCCUCAGAGCAAAGAUGUUCUCAGCUUUAAGGUCCCUUUGCUGCCCAUUCUGCCAUUGGUCAGCAUCUUUGUAAAUAUUUAUCUCAUGAUGCAAAUGGACGGACCUACAUGGAUUCGUUUCUCAGUGUGGAUGGCCAUUGGAUUUAUUAUUUAUUUUGCCUAUGGGAUAUGGAACAGCUCUGAAGCUAAAAAUAAUUCCCCAAAAAAUUUUGAGCCCAUUCUUCAGGGAAAGAAAUCGAUCUAUCUGAAUGAAGAUGAGAGCGAAGUUGAGGGGGCCACACCUUAGGAAGUGAAACAGCUAUUUUUGUGUCAAAUGCCGCAGUAUCAUUUUUGCACUUUGUUUCAUCUGUCUGACAAAAAGUGUUUAUUCAAAAGGCUGUUUACAGCAGGCCAACUGGAUAUACUUUCUUAUUGUUUACAUUGUGUCAGUGUAUAUUGUUACUGUAACAAAGUAUAUUUAUAUGAAGUGAACAGUAUUUCUAGUCCUACUAGGACUUUAUGUUGAAGUGUUUACUGUUGUACAGGAACUAGGGAUUUGCGAAUGGUGUCUUUCCUGCCCAUGGGUCUCCUGUGGUCAUUUAUGGUGACUUUUAUCUCCCAAAAUAUUGAAUGGGAUUAUCAUAAAGACAGAAAGAUCAUUACUUUCAUUACAGAAAGAUCAUGACUAUAAUAGAUUUAGUGAAACAACAUGUGCUUUUUAUUGUGUUUUGAACUCAAAACGUCCUUGUAGUACUGCUAUAUAUAUAUAUAUAUAUAUAGCCUAUAUAUUGUGGAUUUUUGUCAGUAGUUUUCUAUUUUUAAAACUAUAUUGUAUAUUUUUGUCAAUGUAUGAAUGUAUUUAUGUGGAAGUGUUAUUAACUUGACCUUAUAUUUUUUUACUUUGGUGAUUAACUGUGGUUGCCUAUAUAAUUCGAAACAUCAGCAUCUAGAGCUUUAGUUUUCAAGAUGUUUAUUGAAAUUAGAUAAGUUUAUGCAGUUUUUUGUAAAAACAAUGCAAAACAAAUGUUUUAUCUUUAUGAAAAGGUGUGGGGAUUGUGAUAUUUUACUAUACUAAAGAGGCACUUACAUUUUGUGGUAUCAUGACACGAAGAUUAAACAAGAAUGAUGUACAUUUAUGACUAUACAGCACUAGACAGAGUUGUUGUACGGUACAUUUUAAGUCAUUACUUGCAGAAUUACACCAUUUACAGUUAAUGUUUAAAGAAUGCUGCUGUGUAAUUUUGCUGGACGUUUCUCUUUCAGUGGAUUAAAAAUCAUCUGUUACAAGUUAUGAGUCAGUAGGGUUAACUUUUAAAAGAGGGUCGACCCUCAUGUUGUAUAAUACAGAGACUUUAUUUUACGAGUGAUUUGAUAUUUUAGAAGUGAUGUUUACUGGAUAAACAAAUUACUGUAUUGUAAGAGUAAUUGUGCAUUUUUUUCUCUUUUUUUCCCUUUGUAAAUAGCAUACUAAUUGUGCAUUUAUUAUUUACUAUUUUGUUAACAAUAAAUAUGGGCUAUCAAAAAACGUC